Ananas comosus (pineapple) is the source of this 2634-nucleotide messenger RNA. RefSeq lists its product as uncharacterized. NCBI's taxonomy places the organism in Eukaryota, Viridiplantae, Streptophyta, Magnoliopsida, Poales, Bromeliaceae. The record is from RefSeq and is a predicted model, not a curated record. Bases 1016 to 2341 code for a protein of 441 amino acids. The transcript has 7 exons.
UUGAGCCUCCGCUGCAGCGUAUUCGGCAGCAGAAAAAAUGUCUGUUUGGCUUAGCUUUUGCAGCUGCGCACCUACCACAGCGAGGGAACUUUAGACUUGAAACUGCUGUUGUUCGUGUUAUUUUGCGAUUGCGACCUGCCCUGCAUCACUUCACUCAAAAAAUGUGCGCUAAAUAGGAUGCUGCACAUGCAAUGUACGGUAAAAGUUGGACCAAACAGACACUCGCUUGCGGUUCAUCACUCAUAAACCUCCCAACCUUUCGAACAUUUUACUGAGGGAUGCAAAUGGAUCCGGAGUUGAUUGAGCUCUCAUCCCGAUUAGGGCCGCAUGGGAAAGUAAACGGAGGCCCAAAAGUAAGGGAAAAGCCAGCAGGGAAAAUGAAGCGGGAGGUAGGAAAUCCUUUUCUUUUCUUGAUCUGUUUCGAUCACCGUCCGGGCUUUUCGGAUUGAAGCUUUAAAUAGGGCAAAAAAUAUAAUAAACAUUAUUUUUCUCGUAAGUUUGUCCCUAUGGAUCUAUCCUCUUUGCGCCGCGCCCUUGUUUUUAAACUUUCCUCUAACUAUGCACCAAAUAUAAAAGAAAAAAAAAGUUACAAUGUAUAGACACUUCGUAUAACUUUAUUUUAAAAUUGACUCCUUGAGUUCUUUUUUUUUAUUUGAUUUAUAUUUUUCCUACUUAUUAACAUGUGAUUUGGCUCCUUUUGCUAGCAAUUUUAGGGAUUCUGGUCGUAUCAUAAUAAACGAUUAUAAGAGAUGCACGCGAUCAAGUAUAGUUUUAGUUAAAAAGUGGUCAAGUGCAUCUCUCUCCGCGGCGUUUUGAUUCUAAUUGUAUUUCAAAAAUUAUUAAAAAAGGUAGCUAAAUCAAAUAGUUGAUAAGUCCAGGGGUGUUAAUGAAAUAAAAGAUACUUCGAGGGGUCAAUUUCAAAAAAAAAAAAGAAAAAAAAAAGAAGCAUAGAGCCGUAGCAACACUAUAAAAGCCCCACCGACCUCCCCCUCCCCCACACCUCUGCACCUCUUCCAUGGCUCUCCUUCGCUCCCUUCUCUUCCCUUCCCUCUGCCCCCAAACCCUAACCCUAACCCCGUUCCCCUCCACCAAAACCCCCGCUACCGCAACCAGGCGACCUCGCAGGCGCGCUCGAGCUCCGCUCAUGGCGACCUCGCGCGACGCCACCAAGCUCGUCACCUUCCUCGGCAAGGGCGGCGCCGGGAAGACCACCGCCGCCGUUCUCGCUGCUAAGUACUAUGCAAGGGAAGGAAUGCGCACAUGCUUGGUAGUACAUUCUCAGGACCCGACUGCAGAACAGCUGAUGGGUUGUAAUUUCGGAAAUUCUCCAACUGACUGCGGUAACAAUCUUUCUGCGGUUAAGUUGGAAACAAGCAAAUUGCUGCUUGAGCCUCUUAAUCGAGUGAAGAAAGUUGAUGCCCGUUUGAAUCUUACUCAAGGAAUCCUUGAAGGGGUUGUAGGAGAAGAGCUCGGAGUUCUUCCUGGAAUGGAUUCGAUAUUUUCGGCAUUAACCCUUCAAAAGCUGGUUAAUUUUCUUCCUGAUAGAAAAGAUGGUGCUUCGACUGAGUUUGAUAUUAUAGUCUAUGACGGGAUUAGUGCUGAGGAGACACUGCGACUGGUCGGUGCCACUGAGAGAGUAAGAUGGUACUUAAAGUACAUGAGGAAUUUGGCGGAGAAGACAGAAAUUGGAAGAUUGACUUCUCCUUCGAUGCUAAAACUGGCUUAUGAUUCUGCAAGGCCAAAUGGCAGAACCAGCGAAGGCAAAACGAGCACAGAGAUUUGGAAUGAGAUCGAACAAAUUCUAGGGAAAGCUUCAACCUCAUUCACCGACUCUAAUAAGUUCAGAUGCUACCUUGUGAUGGACCCAAAAAGAUCAAUAACAAUAACUUCAGCACUACGUUAUUGGGGUUGUGCGAUUCAAGCUGGAACACAGAUUUCUGGAGCACUUGGUUUUGCUCCACAAUCUUCUUCAAUAUCACAAGAAGUUGCUGGGAAAUUCACCCCCUUAUCCGUUGGAACUCUGCCAUAUCUCUUGAUUGAUUCCUCUUUAGAUUGGGAUGCAGCAAUAAGUUCUUUGAGCCAAGAUACAGAAGAUCUCCUUACAACUACGCACAAAUGUUCGCACCCUUCUGUUACAUUUGAUACUUCCCAGAAGUCUGUGAAACUUUUUAUGCCUGGCUUUGAUAAGUCCGAGAUCAAAUUGUACCAGUAUCGAGGAGGAUCGGAGCUGCUCGUAGAAGCAGGGGACCAGCGGCGCAUCAUUAAGUUGCCACUUGGCAUGCAGGGAAAGGUCUCGGGUGCUAAAUUCAUCGACAGAAACCUUGUUGUGAAGCUCCGGUAAAACUUCAAGGACUUUGACAAAGAAGUUCGAGGAAAACAGUUCCGCUUUCCAUUCAGAAAAGGAAAAGAAGAUCAUGCAUCAAAAGAUCGUCAAUCGCAAUUUAGUUGAUGACAAGUACAAUUCUUUUAUCUUUCCCUCCUUUUUCAUCAUUCUAUACGUAAUUUUAUGUUUAGAUUCUGUUACUUAGUCACUUCCAAAAAAUGUAAACAUUCUGUUUAUAGAAUGAAUGAAUGAAAGUUAAAAAUUGUAGUCACAUACUAUAUCUGUUUAAUUUCAGAUAGUAACUUAUUUUA